This is a messenger RNA of Nothobranchius furzeri (turquoise killifish), 4333 nucleotides long. Its product is annotated as beta-1,3-galactosyltransferase 1. Gene Ontology annotation, cellular component: Golgi membrane. Lineage: Eukaryota; Metazoa; Chordata; Actinopteri; Cyprinodontiformes; Nothobranchiidae. The record is from RefSeq and is a predicted model, not a curated record. Gene Ontology annotation, molecular function: N-acetyl-beta-D-glucosaminide beta-(1,3)-galactosyltransferase activity.
CCACAAGUUGGAAUGAAUGUUGAACACAACAUAACACAAAACAAACAAAAACAACAAGAACAACUGUUAAACUUCACGUUUCUCACGAAACUCUAAAUUAUUACCAUAAGACAUGAGAUCUGCUCCUGAAACGAAAUAAUCACAUCUUUUGAGACUGUCAGUGUAAAACAAAUUUUCUUUAUAUGAAUGCAACACAGUGUUUUACAAUCAGAAGACAUUUUUAACAAGGCCAUUCGUUGUAUUAAACAGUUGUUCAUGAGUUAUGAAGGCUUCACAAAAAAGUUGGCUUUUUAUAAAUAACGUAUUGCAUCAGAUAAACUGUUUAACAGAAAUAAAGCAGAAUGAAGCAGAGUGCAUGUUUUGUUAUUCUACAAUCUACAACAGCUCCAGUCAGGAGAGCUGUUCUUAGUGGGUUUUUAAAAGAGGUGGAGCAAAAGCAGGUGUGGUGAUCCUGUUAGCUGGAAAAAACCCACAGAGCUGCAGUUACCUGAUCAGCAGAAACAGCAAGACCCAGGAUUUAGUCUGGAAUGUUUUUCCCUCACCGUUGCAUCUCCAUCUUGUUACACCAGACAGGUGAAACUCCCACCUGGCCAUGGUUGAAGGCUUGUCAUGACUUUUUCAAAGGAGCCCCGUUUUGUCCUUUUUGCCUUUCUGGAAACUAAAAGUAAAAACCCUCGUUUGUAGCAAAGAUAGAGUCAACAUGCCGGAGCGUGGCUUUGCAGCAGAGGAUCCAAGUCUCAAAAUGAAAAAUGAGGACAACAGAAGGUGGUGUUGGGUGUCACGACGUCACGGUGUCUUCUUCACUCUGGUUCUGGGAGUCGUGCUCUUCCUGCAGUACAACAGUAUAAAGGACAUGGCACCGUCUUGGAAUCCUAAACAAUGGUUACAGAAUCAUUCAACCAAACUGUUUGUUCCCUUAAAAGAACCAAAUACUGGUUUGCGGGACACAAAAGCAUCUGAAGCUGAACCAACAGUUGCGAUGUUUACAGCACCAUCCAUCUCAGCCGUGCUUCUUAAAACGGGGAGAUUUUUAUCAACACAAGAACCACAAACAAGUCACCAGUCUGUGAUCCCGCAGGUGGUUCAUCCACACUCUACCCGACCUACACCGGUCCCUUAUGUGUCUCCUGGACCCUACCUGGUGGAAUAUCCUUAUGAGUACCACUUCACCAUUAACGAGCCGCUGACAUGUGAGCAGGAGAAGCCAUUUGUGGUUCUGAUGGUUCCAGUGGCGCCGCGUAACAGAGCUCACCGUGAUGUGAUCCGCAGCACCUGGGGAAGCGAGAGGCUGGUUCUGGAUAAAGUGGUGAGGCUGUUCUUCCUGCUGGGGAUGCAAACUGGAGAUGAUGCACAGCAGGUCCACAAGCAGCUGCUGCAGGAAAGCAACGAGCACCAGGACCUGAUUCAGAGUGACUUUGUGGACUGUUACAAGAAUCUGACCAUCAAGACCAUGGUGAUGCUGGAGUGGUUGGACUCGUUCUGCUCCAACGCCUCUUACGCCAUGAAGAUUGAUUCAGACAUGUUUCUCCAUGUGCCCAAUCUGGUCAAAAUGCUGUUAAACGCUCCCACAUCGAACUACCUGACUGGGCUGGUGGCGUAUAAUGGUGCUGUUUUAAGGGAUCCGUCCUCUAAGUGGUAUCUACCACCUGAGCUCUUCUCUCCACCAGUUUACCCUCCUUAUGCUUUGGGUCUGGGCUACAUUUUAUCUCUAGAUCUCACUAAAAAGCUCAUUGAAGCAUCCAGACACGUUAAAGCUGUUUAUAUUGAAGACGUGUAUUUGGGAUUGUGUAUGAUGCACCUGGGAAUGAGUCCCACCAACCCCCCUGAGGGAGCACACUUCCAUGUCGUCCCUUUAGCCUAUGACCGCUGUUACUUCUCCCAGAUUAUCGCCACGACAGUCAUACCUUCUACCAAUCGUUUAUGGCUGUGGAAAGACUUUAAAGCAGAGGGUCCAUACUGCAAAAAUCCCUGAAACGAAUGAAUAAAGUUAGAAAAAUGUUAAUGAACACAUUAAAAGUAAAAAAAGGCUGAAUUUUCUCAGAAAAUUAAACCUCGGGUCGUGAGUGGCAAACAAGCCUCCAAAUUCCCAUUAAUUGUUUCUGUUAAAAAUGGUCUAGAUGGGAUGUGCAACAGCACCACAUACAUCCAAAUUUAGUGAGAGAAACGAGAACUUAUCCAGAACAAUGAAGACUCAACGUUUUAAAAACAAAAUGUGAAUUUAUCAGAGAAGUGUACUUAGAUUUUGCUGUUUUCCAACAGUAACUGUAGCUGUCAACCUUUAUUUUGGUUUAAGGUGUCAGCGAGUAAAUGAAAUAUGCGUUUAGCUGUGUGUCGCGGAUGUUUGGUAAAAAUAUAGUCCAGCUGAACUCGGUUUAGAAUCCUCAAAACUAAAACUGAAAGCAGUUGUGGAUAAAAAAAACUUAAUGAUCCACUAAGAAGUCAGGGUUUGGUUCGAAAAUAUCUGACAGAGAACGGAGUUGGCUCAAUGAGCCACUGAACAAUUAAUAAACAGCAGGGAGCACUUGUAUGAAUGUUGCUGCUGUGACCAAACAAACGGCCCCAGUCUGACAAAAAUAUGUCAGAAGUUGUCUCAUUUUAAAGCUUUUUAGCAUGAUUUCCAACAACCUUCAAGUUGUUAAACGAAGCUAACUGGUGUUGUGUUCAGAUGUGUUCCCCUUACAAAACCCUUCAGCUUUGGUCCCUCUCACCUUUGACCUCUAUAUGGAAACGUUUCUUGUCACAGAGGUCAGAACUAAAGGUUUCUAAGUCAUGAUUAUUACUUUGGAAAUCAGAAUUUGGAGAUGCAAUGUUGUAAUCAUGAUCAAGACACAGCUUGUCUUAUUGGAAGGCUCAGGAAUGGUCCUCUAUAGUUUUAUACAAUGGCAUUUAUGACAAUUGCUACAUAUACUUAUAUGUAUAUCUAUGUAUACACCUAUAUAUACUUAUUUAUACUUAUAUAUAUAUAUAUAUAUAUAUAUAUAUAUAUAUAUAUACACAUAUAUACUUAUAGAUAUCCCUGUAUAUACUUAUAUAUACACCUAUAUAUACUUAUUUAUACUUUAUAUAUAUAUAUAUACUUAUAUAUAUCCCUGUAUAUACUUAUAUAUACACCUAUAUAUACAUUUAACAGACUCAUUGCUUAAUAGUGCUUAAACAUUUUAUUCUUCUAUUCUAGAUUGUAUUCAUUUGAGAGGAAUCAUCCUGCUGUAGAAGCAUGGAAACGGAUCUCACCACAACACUAGCUCCAAACCAAGCCUUUAAUGUUUGGUUUUACAGCUAAACUAACCAAACCUGCAUAAACUAACAUUAGUUCUGGGUUAAAGGUUACUGAACCUAGGAGAUCAGCUACCUCUCAAUGCAAUCGACAGUCAUGAGUAAAUUAUGAUUUUAAUGAUGAAUAUCUGACUUCUAAUCGCAGGUUUAUGUUCUACAACCAGAAGCUUUCAUAUGUUUCCUAAUACUUCUUAGUUAUAUUCUCUUGUCAAACGCCGCUGCUGUUUGACUGGUUGUUGUAUCACCUUUAUUUCAUGUUUGUUGAAAGCAGCAAAAGAGACAGCCCGCCGCUGUCGGUCACACUUGAAGCUUUGUGGCAGCAUUCAUUGCAGACUCUGGGUUUCCUUCAGAGCAGUCAGGAAAGAUAAAAUAGUAACAAUUGAACUUGUUUUUGUGCCAUAAAAUAAAAUAGUUUUACAGUUUUUGUAUUGAGCAUUAAUUUAUGCUUUAUUUAUCUGCUGCUGCUGUGUUAUUUAUUUACCUGUUUUUCAUUUUAAUAAAAAACAACUUGCAAUGUUAUUUGCACUGGAUUAUAAUUGUAACCCUCUCAGGCUCAAAAUAAGUUUUGAUAAAAGAACGAAGAACUAAGUCCUUCAGGGGUACUUCUGAGUUUAAAACUGCUCAUGAAAUACGUAUGUGGAGUAACCAGGUAGGUAGGUUUUAACGUUGCAAAUAUGCAACGUCAGCUUCCAGAGGGUUAAAGAGUAACAUGACUGUCCUUAAGGAGAGUGGGGAGCGGGACCUCUUGGGUGAAAAUCUUCUCCUUUUGCCACGUUGGCGGUGAUUUCUGGACGUGAAGUGUGUUUCUACUCCUGCUACAUGUUUAAGGUGUGAUCUGAUUUAUAUACCUUUUAUAUUAUAUAUAUAUAUAUGUUAUUCUGCUUCUUGCUCCAAGAAACAGUGAGAAAAGGUGAUUUGCUGACAUUUAUACAAUAACAAACGGACUGGUUUAAUGGAGUAGCUUCUGUUUAGGAUCUGGUUAAAGCUCUACCCUUUAGUUUUCUAGCUUCAGUCAUGAAUAACAACUUUUAUGGAACGUGCAAUAAAAAGGUAAUCUACA